Molecule: messenger RNA, 387 nt
Organism: Dentiscutata erythropus
Lineage: Eukaryota; Fungi; Glomeromycota; Glomeromycetes; Diversisporales; Gigasporaceae
Source: the annotation of a GenBank genome assembly
AUGAGGUCAAAAUUCAAGGACGAACAUCCCUUUGGCAAGUUUCAUCUUUUUUAUUUUCAAAAACGCAAGGCUGAAGCUGAAAGAAUUAGACAAAAAUAUCCUGACAGAAUUCCGGUUAUUUGUGAGAAAGUUGAAAAAUCGGAUAUUGCAACAAUCGAUAAAAAGAAAUAUCUUGUCCCCGCUGAUCUCACGGUUGGCCAAUUUGUCUAUGUAAUUCGAAAGCGGAUCAAACUGAGCCCUGAAAAGGCUAUUUUUAUCUUUGUUGAUGAAGUUUUACCACCUACUGCUGCACUAAUGUCGAGUAUUUAUGAUGAACGUAAAGAUGAGGAUGGUUUCUUAUAUAUAACAUAUUCAGGAGAAAAUACUUUUGGCAUCGAAAUGGAGUAG